Messenger RNA from Nematostella vectensis (starlet sea anemone), 2675 nucleotides. Its product is annotated as neuronal acetylcholine receptor subunit alpha-10-like. The record is from RefSeq and is a predicted model, not a curated record. NCBI's taxonomy places the organism in Eukaryota, Metazoa, Cnidaria, Anthozoa, Actiniaria, Edwardsiidae. Gene Ontology annotation, biological process: chemical synaptic transmission; signal transduction; nervous system process. Gene Ontology annotation, molecular function: acetylcholine-gated monoatomic cation-selective channel activity; transmembrane signaling receptor activity. The coding region runs from base 368 to 2218 and encodes 616 amino acids. Gene Ontology annotation, cellular component: synapse; postsynaptic membrane; neuron projection. The transcript is spliced from 9 exons.
GACCAUUGAUCACUCUUUUGGUGCUCAUUGACUUUUCGAAGAAAGAGAGGGUCUCUUCUACACCCGUAAAAGGGACAGAGAACACGCGUUUGUCGAGACAGAAGCUCUCAAUUUGUGACAAAGCUUCGGGACCACCUGUGGAGUGGAUUCCAAAAGGACUAAAUGUAAAAUUGCUGGCGCUUUGAAUUUCAAUACUGGAGAAAAUUUUGUUGCCCCGGAGGAAUUUUGAUAACAUUUAGGCUUUCAGUGGAGACCUUAGAGGCUUUACAAUCGCUUGUUUUUCUUUGUGUGGCUGCCUCUGUUGGGAAAAAGUAAUACAAUCAAACAACAAUUCCAUCCAACAAAAAUUGUUGUCCAUCCAAGACAAAUGAUCUAUGAUGUUAAGGAAUUGUUAAGUCAUAACUGGAUGCUUAAGCGCCCAGAGAAAAUGGGACUUGUUUGCUGGGGAUUGUUGAUGCUGGUGGUGUAUUUCAACAGAGAAUGCUCUUCUGUCCGUGUAGACAAUCAUGAACAGCGAUUGGUGGAUCAUUUGUUUAAAGGCUAUGAUCCAACAGUGAGACCGGUAUACAAAAAAUCAGACACCGUCCUCGUGAGACUGGGGAUUACUUUACAUCAACUAAUCGAUGUGGAAUUCAAAAAUCAAGUGGUGAAGUCAAGCAUAUUUAUUCGUCAGGCUUGGCUAAAUCCGUUCUUGAAGUGGAAUGCCUCGGCAUUCGGUGGAAUAACGACGAUAAAUGUUGAUCCUAAGAGAAUAUGGAAGCCUGAUAUCUACCUCUACAAUAAGUUAGUGAAUGGAUUUUUAAAGACGCACUGGAAAGUAUGGACAGUAAACAAACUUUUUGGUGAUAGGAGGAUGGGUACAAUGAACACCGUCGAUGACCAAACAGGUGCUAUGAAUCAGUUUGAUACUCACGUGACUCUGUCAUUUACCGGACAAAGCAUGUGGCUAGCGCCGAAAAUACUCAAGUCUUCGUGCAAGUUUGACGUCACGCAUUUCCCUUUUGACGAACAGAAAUGCGACCUCAAGUUCGGAUCAUGGACUUAUGACGGCUUUCAUCUCGACAUUGCGUCUGAACACCCUGCUAAGUGCGAAGGGGACUACAAGAAGUUUAUCAAAGGAGGCGAAUGGGACCUUAUCGGGUUACCCUGUCGGCGUAACGAGCUUGUGUACAUCUGUUGCCCCGAGCCCUAUCCUGAUCUCACAUACACCAUCAUCCUCAGACGGAAAUCCAUGUUUUAUUUUGUGAACAUGAUUGCACCGUGUUUUCUUAUAACAGCGUUGACUCUGUUAUCGUUCUAUCUUCCGUCCGAGUCCGGCGAGCGUUUAACUCUGGUCAUCACAAAUCUGUUGGCACUGACAGUCUUCAUGCUGCUGGUGGCGGAAAUGAUUCCACCGACUUCAGAGACUGUACCACUUGUGUUGAUAUACUUCUACGGUAGCUUCUUCGAGGUGGCGUUGGCGCUUGUCGCCACCUGCGUUGUGCUACGUUGUUAUUUCAACGAUCCUUCCCACACUCCAAUCCCAGCGUGGAUUCGCAUUUUCGUACUCGGAUGUCUAGCAAAAAUCCUUCGGAUACACGUCCCUAAGUUUAAGGUCAAUAAAAAGCCUGUUGAAAACAACGAGAACAGCGAGGUGCCAAAGCUCGAUGAAACAAGCACGGUUACAUUUAGGGGCUUUCCAAACAGAAGACGAGCCGGCUCAAGACCAGUAUCUAUUAUCGAGACGGAUGCGCAGUCUCAUCUGGGAAAAUCGCUGGAAAACGGCUCCGUUCGUCGUAGCAUGCUUUUGAGCCCAACUGACGCCCAAAAGCGCCACUCAAGUAUCAACCCACGAUUCAGUAUCUAUGGCAUCGAUGGCGUAGUACCGAACAUCCCUCAGGCUUCAAACCUCGAGAAAAGACAAUCGUUCAUUCAGUCGAGUCGGUAUGAUCUUAGGCUCAACGAGUCACGUGACCAUACAUGUGACCAUCCACGUGAAGAUCACGUGGGGAGAGCAAUGCUUAAUGCGCAGACUCGAAUUGCAGAUGGUGUCAGCGAACUCGUGCAGUAUCGACACGAACUUGAGAUGGAAGAAGAAAUGAGAAAUGAGUGGAAACUGAUUGCCAAGAUAGUGGAUAAAUUUUUCUUGUGGGUAUUUCUGAUGCUUGUGUCGAUAACAACCGUCAUCAUAUUCCUACAAGCGCCGAUGUACAAAGAAGCGUUUAAGGAAAAGGAAUGAGCUUCCUUGGUUUGACAUCCUCGGGGACCCAGGCCGUCGCGGAGAUCGGGCACACAGGGAGCGCGCGAGAAAGAAAGAGCACUUUCAGCCUGUUUCUUUUUCGCGCCGCAAUCCCUGUGUGCCCGAUCUCCGCGACGCCCUGGGUCCCCGAGGAUGUUGGUUUGAGCGCUUUUGUAAAAAAGUGCUUAUCUGAUACCCUUGAGAUAUUUGUCUGAAUGGACGCAAGUGAAAGUGGCGAACUCAACACGUCACUGGAAACGAUGCCCCAGAAGACAGCGUAGACUCACGAUUCUAUGGGAUACCAUUUCGUUGACCGUCUUUAUUCAACUAAAAGGAACUGAAAGUAUUGUUGCUUCAGGAAUUUCAGAUGGAAAAGAAUUCCAAAGUAAACUUUUUCACCCAAUUGGGGCUUACGAUCAAAACAUUUUUACAGAGAUGCUCGUCGGAUAAAUAAAAA